Molecule: messenger RNA, 6772 nt
Organism: Choloepus didactylus (southern two-toed sloth)
Lineage: Eukaryota; Metazoa; Chordata; Mammalia; Pilosa; Megalonychidae
Gene: NYNRIN
Product: NYN domain and retroviral integrase containing
Exons: 9
Coding region: 323-6097 (1924 amino acids)
Biological process (GO): DNA integration
Cellular component (GO): cytoplasmic ribonucleoprotein granule; nucleus
Molecular function (GO): RNA-DNA hybrid ribonuclease activity; mRNA binding
Source: RefSeq, a predicted model, not a curated record
CUGGCUCCGGGCCCAAAACUUGGGUGGAAGGCAGAGGUUUCCAGGACCCUCCCCGCCCCCUCCUCCCCGCCCCGUCGUUCCCUCCCUCCGCCCCCCGCGCCCCUCUGAAGCUACCCAGAAGACCGAGAGGGAGUUUAUCCCGGAGGGUGACGAGCGGCGAAGGGGGAAGGCUGGGGGCGGAGGGAAGGGCGGCGGGAGCCCGACCGGUCCCACCCCCAGCUGAACCCCUGGCAGGAAGAGACUGUCGCGGGAGCCGCCGCCGAGAGGGACGGAGCCCCGGAGGGCGGGCGCCGGAGCCGUGGCCGGGGCGGGCGGGGCAGCCAUGCUCCUGUCCGGGGGCGACCUUCCGGCGCAGGAAUGGUUCAUGGUGCAGGCCAAAGCGAAGCCCCGUGUGCAGCGACAGCGGCUGCAAGUGCAGCGCAUCUUCAGAGUGAAGCUGAACGCCUUCCAGAACCGCCCGGACAACCCUUACUUCUGGCUCCAGCUCGAGGGGCCCCGGGAGAACAUAGGCAAAGCCAAGGAGUAUCUGAAGGGCCUGUGCAGCCCAGAGCUGUGGAAGGAGGUUCGCUACCCGCCAGUCCUCCACUGCGCCUUUCUCGGGGCCCAGGGUCUCUUCCUCGACUGCCUAUGCUGGAGCACCCUGGCCUACCUGGUGCCUGGCCCCCCCGGCUCCCUGAUGGUGGGGGGGCUGACCGAGUCUUUCGUCAUGACCCAGAACUGGCUGGAGGAGCUGGUGGGGCGGCUGCGCUGGGGCCCUGCCCCUCUGCUGACCCCCCGGGGGAUCUGGGAGGCCGAGGUGACCCGGGCCUUUGGUGCCCUGGUCUGGAUUCGUGGUGACCAGCAUGCAGGGGAGCUACUGCAACUGCCCCCGGCGGUCCAGGAGCUGCUGCUGAGCCUGGUGCGGGAUGCCGCGGGCAAGGAGGACAUCAUCGAGUGGCUGAGCCGCAUCGGCAUCUCAGAGACCCUCUCUGAUCCUGAGGUCCUGAUCUGCCUUCCCCACCAGCAGAAGGAAGGCCCGGCCCUGGUGUCCGUGGGAGAGGGUCCUGGGCCCUUCCUGGAGAUGGGGACUGUCCAGAAUGGGGGCUCAGAGGAUUCAAAGAGAUUAACCAGCCCAGGAGCCAAUGGGCCCCUGGUCUCAGGCAUCUUGGGUCCUCAGGAGAUCCCAGCCAAGAACAAGCAGCAGGAGACAGCAAACCAACUGGUACGGGUCGGUUCCAACAACCAAGGUGGUACGGACAGUGCUCGCCAGGAAGGGCCAGUGCAAGCCACCAGCAGUCAGGACUCUGUGAACCACACACAAGCCCUGAUGAAGCAAAGGCAGGUCAAGAGGGUGGAAGAUAAACUCCCCUUCCAGGCUCCGGUGUCAGCCCUGAGUGUGUGCCCUCCCUGGAAGGCCUGGAACCCAGGGCCAGCCUUUGGGCCCUUGUGGCCAGGGGCAAUUGCUGCAACUUUCUGGAGGAUCAAUGAACUUCAUUCUCUCCACCUGGCCUGGCUCCUGUCCCAAGCGUGCUUCAAUUUUCCCUUCUGGCAGAGGCCACUAGGCCCCAUUCAGUUCAAGCUGCCAGGGCAGAAUCCUCUGCCCUUGAAUCUGGAGUGGAAGCAGAAGGAGUUGUCUCCUUUGCCCAGUGUGGAGAGCCCAGCCUGUAAACCAGAUGGGGGACUGGGAGGAGAGGCAGCCCUACAGAAUUGCCCAAGGCCAGAGACCCCCCCAAAAGUCCUGAGCUUGUUGGUGGUCCCAGGGGGCUCGGGUGUAAAGAACACAGUUAUCCCAGGACUUCCACAGAUAGGACCACCUUCUACCUCUACACCCCAACUGCAAACUAUGGGUGAGCCAGGGGAUCAAGGAACAAGGCAGUUGGAUUGUAAGGGACUGAAAGAGGAAUGUUCUUCAGCGCUGCCUGCAGGGCAAGAGAUGCCCACUGCUCAAGGGGGGGCAACCACUCCAUCAGUACCGGAAGCUCAAACAGUGCCUGAACCUCAAAAAGUGCCCAUGGCUGUCGCAGUGCCCACAGCAGUACCCACAGCUCAACAAUCACCCAUCAGCCAAAAGUUGCCUGCAACUCAAAAAGUGCCUACUGCUCAGAUGACGCCGGCAGCCCCCACAGUCCCCGCAGCUCACGAAGUGCCUUCAGGUUCAGGGCCAGCAGCUCAAGCAGUGCCUGCAGCUCCAAAAGCAGCCAUGGCUCAUCCAGCAUCUCCAACUCAAAUGGUGUCCCCGGCUCCUAAGGCUCCCACAGCUCAAGAGACGCCCACAGUGAAAACGUCGCCUGCAGGUCCCAAAACACCCAAAGCUCAAACCGUGCCUGCAGCUAAAACAGGGUCCACUGCUCCAAAAGCACCUGCAGCUCCAAAAGCCACCACAGCCCCCAAAGCACCUGCAGUUUCCAAAGCCUCCCGAGCUCCCCAAACGCCUGCAGCUCAGAAGGUACCCACAGAUCCAGGGCGCCCCCUGGAUGAAGCCAAACUCCUGAAGGGUCAGGGAGAGGCUGGGAGGCAGGGUCCUCACCCCAGCAGUGCCUUGGGACCCAGCAGUAAGCACCAGCCCCAGAUGGAGGGUCUCCUGGGGGCUUGGGAGGGGGCCCCGAGGCAGUCGCCUCGCCACCCACAGGCAAACAGCACAGUCACCAGCUUCCAGAGGUACCACGAGGCACUGAACACACCCUUUGAGCUGAACCUGUCAGGGGAACCCGGGAACCAGGGCUUGCGGCGCGUGGUCAUUGACGGCAGCAGCGUGGCCAUGGUGCAUGGCCUCCAGCACUUCUUUUCCUGCCGUGGCAUUGCCAUGGCGGUGCAGUAUUUCUGGAACCGGGGACACCGAGAGGUCACCGUGUUUGUACCCACCUGGCAGCUGAAGAAGAAUCGGAGGGUGAGAGAGAGCCACUUCCUGACGAAGCUGCACUCCCUCAAGAUGCUUUCAAUCACCCCUUCCCAGCUCGAGAACGGCAAGAAGAUCACUACCUACGACUAUAGGUUCAUGGUGAAGCUGGCGGAGGAGACAGAUGGCAUCAUCGUCACCAAUGAGCAGAUCCACAUCCUGAUGAACAACUCUAAGAAACUGAUGGUCAAGGAUCGCCUGCUGCCCUUCACCUUUGCGGGAAACCUCUUCAUGGUGCCAGAUGACCCCCUGGGCCGGGACGGCCCCACCCUGGAUGAGUUUCUGAAGAAGCCAAAUAGAUUGGACACCGAUAUUGGAAACUUUCUAAAAGUAUGGAAGACCCUCCCUCCCAUCUCCUCCAGCGUCUCUGAGUUGAGUGGUGCCACUACCCCUGGGCCCCUGGAGAGCCCGCAGCAGGUGGAAGAAGUCGAGGAGGAGAACGAGGAAAGGCAGGAGGAGGAGAAGAAGGAGGAAAGGCAGGAGGCGAAGAAGGAGGAGCAGGAGGAGGAGGAGAAGGAGAGGCAGGAUGAGGAGCAGAGGGAGGCGCGGGGUGUGCAGCAGCCAGCUGGGGAGGCCGGCCUCGAUACCUCCCAGGCCUCACUCUUCCAAACCGAGUGCCCCUGCCUUUCAGAGGAAAUCCUCCGGUGCCUCAGCCUCCAUGACCCCACCAACGGGGCCCUAGACAUCGAUCUCCUGCCUGGGGUGGCUUCUCCCUAUCUGGGCGUCCUCUGGGACGGGAAGGCUCCCUGCCAGCAGGUGCUCGCACACCUGGCCCGGCUGACCGUCCCCAGCAACUUCACCGCGCUCUCCUUCUUUGUGGGGUUCAUGGACUCCCAUCGGGAUGCCAUCCCCGACUAUGAAGCCCUCGUGGGCCCCCUGCACGGCCUCCUCAAGCAGAAGCCUGACUGGCAGUGGGCCCGGGAGCACGAGCAGGCCUUCCUGGCCCUGAAGCGAGCCCUGGUGUCCGCCCUCUGCCUGACGGCCCCCGACGCCCAGCUGCCCUGCCGCCUGGACGUGACGGUGAGCAACGUGGCGCUGAAGGCCACUCUCUAUCAGGAGCACUCAGGGAGGAAGCACCCAGUAGCCUAUACCUCGAAACCUCUCCUCCCCGAUGAGGAGGGCGAGGGCCCACAGUCGGGGGGAGACAGCCCCUACGCCGUGGCCUGGGCCCUCAAGCAUUUUUCCCGCUGCAUUGGAGACACGCCCGUGAUCCUGGGCCUCUCCUAUGCCUCCCGGGCUGCUGCGGACCCCGAGGCAAAGGAGGGCAGGAGGGUUUCUGAUGCAUGGCUGAUCCGUUGGUCCCUCUUGGUACAGGACAGAGGCAAGAGGGCCCUGGAACUGACCCUUCUCCAGGGUCUGCUGGGGGAAAACCGCCUCCUGACACCCACUGCCUCACUGCCACGUUUUUUCCAGGUUCUGCCCCCUUUCUCUGACUUGUCCACUUUCGUCUGCAUCCACAUGUCAGGCUAUUGUUUCUACCGUGAGGAUGAGUGGUGCGCAGGCUUCGGUCUCUAUGUGCUGUCUCCCUCCAGCCCCCCUGUCUCCCUUUCCUUCUCCUGCUCCCCUUACACCCCAACCUACGCCCACCUGGCCGCCGUGGCCUGUGGGCUGGAGCGCUUCGGCCAGUCCAGCCUGCCCUUGGUUUUCCUCACCCACUGCAACUGGAUCUUCAGCCUCCUCUGGGAGCUCCUCCCCCUCUGGAAGGCCCGGGGCUUCCUCUCCUCCGACGGGGCUCUGCUACCUCACCCGAGCCUGCUCUCCUACAUCAUCUCCCUCACCUCCAGCCUCUCGUCCCUUCCGUUUAUCUACCGAACCUCCUACCGGGGUUCUCUGUUUGCUGUGACAGUGGACACCCUGGCCAAGCAGGGUGCCCAGGGGGGCGGGCAGUGGUGGGACUUGCCAAAGGAUGUGCCAGCCCCGGCGGUGUCCCCCCGUCCCAGGGGCAAGAAGCCCAACCUGCUGGCUCUACAGCUCAGUGACAGCAGCCUGGCGGACGUCAUCGCCAAGCUGCGGGCUGGGCAGAAGCUGUCCGGCUCCUCGCCCUUCAGCUCGGUCUUUACCUCACUCAGCCUCGACAAGGAGAGUGGCCUGCUCAUGUUCAAGGGAGAUAAGAAGCCCAGGGUCUGGGUAGUCCCGAAGCAACUCCGGAGGGAUCUGAUUUUCUCUGUGCAUGACCUCCCCGUGGGAGCCCACCAGAGACCAGAGGAGACCUAUAAGAAGUUGCGCUUGCUGGGGUGGUGGCCCGGCAUGCAGGAGCAUGUGAGAGAUUACUGCAGGAGCUGCCUGUUCUGCAUCCCCAGAAAUCUCAUAGGCAGCGAGUCGAAGGUCAUCGAGUCCCUGUGGCCUCUCAGGUCGAAUGCCCCCUGGUCCAGCCUGCAGCUCGAGGUGGUGGGCCCCGUCACCACAAGCGAGGAGGGCCACAAGCACGUGCUUAUUGUGGCCGACCCCCACACCAGAUGGGUGGAGGCUUUCCCCCUGAAGCCCUACACGCACACCGCUGUGGCCCAGGUGCUGCUUCAGCACGUGUUUGCCAGGUGGGGGGUUCCUGUGAGGCUGGAGGCAGCCCAGGGCCCCCAGUUUGCCCGGCAUGUCCUAGUGAGCUGCGGUCUGGCCCUGGGAGCCCAUGCGGUGUCCGUGAGUCGGGACCUCCAGUUCCCCUGCCUGACGAGCUCAGCAGCCUACUGGGAGUUUAAGAGGGCCCUCAAGGAGUUCAUCUUCCUGCAUGGGAAGAAGUGGGCGGCCUCCCUGCCCCUGCUGCACCUGGCCUUCAGGGCCUCCUCUUCUGAGGCCACGCCCUUCCAGAUCCUGACGGGCGGCGAGCUGAAGCUGACUGAGCCUCUGUGGUGGGAGAUGAGCAGUGCCAAUAUCGAAGGGCUCAAGAUGGACAUCUUCCUGCUACAGCUGAUUGGGGAGCUGCUGGAGCUCCACUGGAGGGCGGCUGACAGGGUCUCAGAGAGGGUGGAGAACAGGCGUUUCAAGCAGGAGAGCCAGGAGAAGGAGUGGAACGUGGGUGACCAGGUCCUCUUGCUGUCCCUCCCCAGGAAUGGCAGCAGUGCCAAAUGGGUGGGUCCCUUCUAUAUUGAGGACCGGCUGAGCCUGUCUCUCUACAGGGUCUGGGGCUUCCCGACCCCAGAGAAGCUGGGGUGCAUCUAUCCCAGCAGCCUGAUGAAGGCCUUUGCCAAGAGUGGCACACCCCUGUCCUUCAAGGUGUUGGAGCAGUGAGCUGGAGCAGUGGUGGAGCCCUUUUCCUGUCCAGGAGCCCUGAAUUUCUGCUGCUAGGUCCCCUCUGUACCCCCACAGUGCUCUUACUUGGGGACCCUUGGAUGUGCCUUUUAUAGAGAAGCUGCUUCAUAAAGCUCUGUUAAUUGCAUUGAACUGGGGACCCAGAUCCCUUUGGAAACAUCCCCAGUUUGGGGUAUUUACAGAAUCUGCCAAAGGCUGUCAGAUAUGGGCCUCUGGCACUUUUAUCAUGGGGAGUAGAAAGUUUUCUUACUAAGCUAGGCCAGGCUCAGUUUCUUUUCCCUAAGUGUUCCCUUUGUCCCGUCACACACAGGCACACAUGUGCACAUGUAUGAGGGUAUACACACACACACACACCCCAGGAUUUUAUUCCUACAGUCUUAAUCAUGAAACUGUGUGACUCUGUCUAGACCUCGGACUCAGAACCACAUUCUUCUCCCAAAAAGAAACCUCAAAUGCAGGCUCCUCCCUUCAAACUGUUCAUUUGGGGACGAUUUGUCCCUGGCAUUGUCACAGCUGACACAAAUCCAUGCCAGCAGUGGGGAGGCAGCUGGCUCCUCAGUCUCCUGGGCAGCUUUCUCAGGCCAGGUUGGGCCUGUCUGGCUGUCAAGGAAGGGCUGCCAGUCUUCCCAGACCUUCAGGGCAGUAGCUUGGGGC